Molecule: messenger RNA, 1440 nt
Organism: Armigeres subalbatus
Lineage: Eukaryota; Metazoa; Arthropoda; Insecta; Diptera; Culicidae
Exons: 1
Coding region: 5-712 (235 amino acids)
Source: RefSeq, a predicted model, not a curated record
CGAUAUGGCAAGGAAUAUCCGUGCCUCCGAAAUGCGAAGAAGCUCGGCAGCGGGAUUAAAUGCAGCCUCGCAGCGACCUCCAUUACCACCUAAGAUCGAAAACCGCUGCCAUAGCUACGAAGGAUUGCUGCGAGAGGACAAAAAUCUGCCUACUGAAGGACAAGACUAUACUGAUUCGAAAACCCCUACUUCGAAACCAUCUGACACGGUGGCUGAACCGGUCAAACCAACCGAAGAGUCCAUUAAAGCUAAAAACCGCAGAUCUCGUAGUAUGGAUGACUUAUUCGAUGACGAUCGCAACCUGACAGACUUUCUCGAGAACACUCAAAGCAUGGAAAACCUCGCUUCCGAGGAAGCUACUGUUGAACCGCAGUCUCCGGUUAACAUGAUGGGCAAUAUUUGCUUUAAUCGUCGAUUCGUAGAACCGGCCGUCACUGAGCAUCCGGAAUGUGUCGAUCCUCGUAUCGAGACAGCAUCUCCGGAAUCGUGCGGCGAACAACCCUGUGAAAACGAGACCAUUACUGUGGACAGCACUCCACGCAAAGAACAUGACAACGAAGACAAACUACCACCCGAAGAUGAUGUAUUAUCGACGAACUCGUCACUGAAUUCAUUCGCCUCUGCUAGCGACACCACUUCGGCGAGCAAGAAAUCCAGUACACCUUUUAUCAAUAGAUACGUUAAAAAGGUGAAAUCGCUGAUGAAGAAAUAGACCCUUAUCUCGAAUAUCAGAGCAAUAAGUAAUCCAAUUCUCCACAUGCAAUUCGUUCGUGAAGUCAAACGAAUUUUUUUAAUUGUUUUUACUGAAAAAUAUGUGAUCUUGUAGAACUAGAAAUUAGAAUAGUUAGGUAAGAAUUGUAAAAUAGUUGUACUGCAAAGAUGUAUGCUUUUUACUACUCUUGCGAAUGUGUUAUCGUACCUGUUUCGAAAUGUCAAUAACAUGAAACGUACAACGUACAUUGAAUGAAAUUUAAAGCACUUCAUGCUACGCUUCAUGAAUUGGUUUAAUAAGUAAUGGUAAGCGACAGAAUCAGGUAUUUUAGCUGGAUCUAACAAAUGUGAUUGCUUGGCGAUUGAGCGAGCGAUGAAAAGGAGUAAAAUAUAUUAUUUUAAUCUUUAUAUCAUAGGUAUCUACAAUCGUAAAUUACACAUUUUUCAAUAUUUAUUACUUAAACUAAACAUGCACACUUAGGCAUAUAGAUACAUGAGAUGUCAGUCUUAUAAAAUAUUCAUAUUUUCCGUUAUUUAUAACCUACAGAAAUUAUAGAAUAGCGCACUGAAAUGUAAACUGUAACUAACUGAUCGAAACGAUGAGUAGAAAGUACUCAGCUUUUUACACCACGUACGGCCUCACCAAAAUGUGCGACGGCUAGUUUUAUAAAAUUGGCAAUACAAAUAAAACUAAUUGAAACUUUGAAUAAAUGUAACACGAAACAAAAU